Messenger RNA from Anopheles stephensi (Asian malaria mosquito), 540 nucleotides. Its product is annotated as enhancer of yellow 2 transcription factor-like. The record is from RefSeq and is a predicted model, not a curated record. NCBI's taxonomy places the organism in Eukaryota, Metazoa, Arthropoda, Insecta, Diptera, Culicidae. Gene Ontology annotation, molecular function: transcription coactivator activity; chromatin binding. Gene Ontology annotation, biological process: regulation of transcription by RNA polymerase II; positive regulation of DNA-templated transcription; poly(A)+ mRNA export from nucleus. The transcript has 3 exons. The coding region runs from base 103 to 378 and encodes 91 amino acids. Gene Ontology annotation, cellular component: nuclear pore; SAGA complex; DUBm complex.
GCGAAAUGUCCAGAGGAUGACACUAUGUGCUAAAUCGUCGCCAUACCAAGCAGGAAAGCAUCGAAACAGACGCACCACAACAACCAGAAAUUGUUCGGCAAAAUGUACAGCAAAAGCGUUGAUCAAAUUACUAUUCUGCAAGGAGACCGAACAAAGCUAAAAGAUUUGCUUCGUUUGCGACUCAUCGAGUGUGGUUGGAACGACCAGGUGCGAUAUCUCUGCAGAAAGGCGAUAGUGGAAAAUGGCCACACAAAUGUAGACGGCAUCGUACAAGUCGUAACACCGGAGGCGCGGACGCUGAUUCCUGAUGUGGUGAAAAGAGAGCUGCUGCAGAAAAUUCGCAUGAGCUUGGUACAGCAGGAGAAGCUCGAUUUGUAGACAUCCUUUGGAUAGAAUUAGUCGAUAGAAUAAGUGUAAACAUCUUUGCAGUUGUUUCUUAUGCGGUGAGUGGGCCGCCAAGGCAGAAGACUGGGCGAUGAAUGAGGCCCGGCAAUCCGUGAUUAUAAACGUUCCUCGCCGAGGUGUUUGUUUUGAACGGGA